AUGGACUGCUCCUCUGAUGGAUUCAUAAAGAUCAACGUGGAUGCGACUUUUCAUCUUGGAAAAUCUGCUGCUGCAGUUGUUGCUAGGGAUCAUAAGGGAGACAUUGUGGCAGUGGCUUCUACUAUCCAGCGACAGUCAAAAACUCUUGCAGCUGAGGCCUCUGCAUUCCUUCUUGCUUUAAACGUUGCCCAGCAGAUGCAAUUUCACAACUGUAUUAUAGAAGGUGAUUCUCAGACAGUAGUGAAAGUGCUUAAUGGAGAGUUGCAUACUACUCCAUGGAGAAUCCUCAUAUUGUCAGAAGAACUGAAGAGUAUUUCUCACUCUUUCAACUCAGUAUCCUUCAAGUUUGUGAAGAGAAGAGCUAAUGCAGUAGCUCAUAAUCUCGCUAAAUAUGCUGCGAAGCAUAAUGUCCAAGCUAUAUGGAUACCUUCCCAAAUCCCCCGUUAUAUAGUUUCCUGCUUGUCUGAAGCCCCUACGGCUAGUUAG
Papaver somniferum (opium poppy) is the source of this 486-nucleotide messenger RNA. RefSeq lists its product as uncharacterized. The transcript has a single exon. The record is from RefSeq and is a predicted model, not a curated record. Bases 1 to 486 code for a protein of 161 amino acids. NCBI's taxonomy places the organism in Eukaryota, Viridiplantae, Streptophyta, Magnoliopsida, Ranunculales, Papaveraceae. Gene Ontology annotation, molecular function: nucleic acid binding; RNA-DNA hybrid ribonuclease activity.